GUUAUGGAGAAACUGAAUGUGUUGUUUAAGGGCUACUCUGACUAUCCUCCAACAGCGUUCAUCAUGUGUGGAAACUUUCUGUCAUCACCAAAAGUGAUGAGUCAUGCCAAAACAUUGAAAGAUUGCUUUCGGGAUUUGGGAGCAUUGCUGUCCAACUACCCAAAAAUUAUCAGUACAAGUCAGUUUGUGUUUGUUCCUGGCCCGAAUGACCCGGGUCAUUCUACUAUCUUACCGAGACCAACCAUUCCAAAUUCCAUAACAGAGGCUUUCCGAAAGAAAGUUCCUGGAGCUGUAUUUACAUCAAAUCCCUGCCGGAUCCAGUACUGCACACAAGAAAUUGUUGUGUUUAGAGAGGACAUUGUGACGAAAAUGUGCAGGAACUGUGUGAAAUUUCCUGCUGAUGGGAAUGUUCCAACCCACUUCGCCAAGUCACUGAUCAGUCAGGCUCAUUUAUGUCCCUUACCUCUGCAUGUGAGUCCAAUCUACUGGGCAUAUGAUAACGGGCUGAGGCUCUACCCGUUGCCUGAUGUGAUUAUAACUGCCGACAAAUUUGACCCUUUUACAACCACAGCUGUUUCUGCUACCAUAGUCAACCCA
Candidula unifasciata is the source of this 597-nucleotide messenger RNA. Lineage: Eukaryota; Metazoa; Mollusca; Gastropoda; Stylommatophora; Geomitridae. The record is from the annotation of a GenBank genome assembly.